AGGAGCUGAGUCUGUAGACACUCAUUUGCUACUCCUGGCAAAAGAAGUCAGGGGAGAGAAAUCCAGCUGGGUGGGGAUACUCUGGAGAGGAGAUGCAGAGGCGACACGACAGCAAGGCAAGUAAGAGCAGAGACCUGUUCACUGAGCAAGAAAAACGAAGCAGAAAUAACCACUCAAAGAGAAGCAUCGGAAGGCAUGAGGUCCAGUCCUGGACAACAGCCACCAAGCAAUCCUUGUGUCUCAUGUGGCAAAAAGUGAAAGUGCAGCUAAUGCUAAGCAUGUCUUUCCUCGUUGCUGUUUUUUGGUAUUGCAGAAGGCUAUACAGCUUUUUAGCACAGCUACUGAAACGGUGGAGCAACUGCCUUCAAAGAAAACUCAUAAGGAAUCUCAGUGUGCUGACUGAAGUUGAUCUCCUUGGUUACAGUGCGAGAGAAUGGAAAGGAGAAACAAAGCAGGCCAAACACAUGAGGGAGGCGUAUGAAGAAUUGUUUUGGAGCUGUCAUAUCAAGUACCUGCGACAAGUCAGGAGGGACAACUAUUGUGUACUAAGAGCAGUGCUUUUUCAGAUAUUCAGCCAAGGCAUUCCUUUUCCAUCAUGGAUGAAGGAGAGGGAUAUAGUGAAGCUCCCUGAAAAGCUUUUGUAUUCUCAAGGUUGCAACUGGAUCCAGCAAUACAGUUUUGGGCCAGAAAGAUACACAGGUCCCAAUGCCUUUGGUAAAUUGCGCAAGUGUAUGGAGACAUUAAAAACAAAUUGGACUGAAAUAAGUGCUACUAAAGAUCAUGAAGAAAGAGGAUACAUGUGUAAUACACUCUUUUCUGAUGAGAGCAAGGAGCACAAACUCUAUGAGGCUAUAAAAUUCAUCAUGCUCUACGAAGUUGUUGAAGCCUAUGAGCAGAUAAAGAACAGGGAAGAACCCCCACACAACCUUUUUAGCCUUCUCCUUGCUCGUGAUUCUUCGUCCGACCCUUUGAGUUUCAUGAUGAAUCAUCUGAACUCCAUAGGUGACUCUAUUUGCCUAGACCAGGUUGAACUGUUUCUUCUUGGAUACUUACUUGAAGUAAAGAUAAGGGUUUACAGACUGCAUAGGUUUAAUACUGAGGAAUUUCAAGUAAACUAUCCAGAAGAAUACCGAAGGGAAUGGAAUGAGAUUUCUCUCCUGACUGAGGACGACCGCUACUAUCACAUUCCCCUUUUCAGAACGUGAAGGACCAGUGACUUUUUUUCCUUUGUAUAAUAUAGUGAGUGACCAGUUCCAGUGAAUUAGGUCUCUAAUCAGCAAGAGGAAGAUUUUGAAAAUGCUUGUUAAUAAUUACAAAAUGAUUCAUGGGUUUAUUGUGUAAACAUUUUGCUUUCCCGUUGCAGCUUAAUUCACGAUCAGUCAGCCAUAAAAAACAUGAAAUAUAUUGCUAGACUGUCUGGGGGGAAAAAUGUCAUAUUUGAGGGCUGUCAGACAAAAAAGAUUGGACUGCAUGACAAAGGAGGCAAAAGUAAUGCUGCGUUUUUCAUUGCUACCCUAAGGGUUUACUCUGACAUCUCUGGAUGGGUUAAACUCAAGUUCCUAAAGCAAUUGCUGCCUUUCUGUCAUCUGUCUCUAGCUAGGAAGGAUGAAUCACAGGGGAAGCAACUCCUGGGGUCCCGCAGUUUAUAUUCCAGGCUAUUAAACUUGCAUUGACUUGGGGCUGCCUAGGAAGGGAGGAUGCAAACUGGGGCCUCUGCGGAGCUGCUUCAAACCCCAUCUGGCUUCCCCUGUUGCUGGAACACCUCCCUCCAGCGAUGGGCAGAGCAGGCAGCUGCAGGCUGGGCUUACUUCAGACACAUGAAAUUAAGAUGUCUGCACUCAGCGCUGAAGGUGGAGAAGUGUUACACGGGGGAAAAAACCCCCCCCACACAGACACAAGAAUACUGUGCCAGAUGAACAGAUCUGCUUUGUAACUGAGGAAAGUACGUAAGCUUUCUCAAAGCUAAAAAGGGCAGUAUUAAUUAAUAAUAACAUGCAAUAGAGUUAGACUCAGUAGCUGCCUAUGGUUUCUGUCAACUUGUGAAUCCUUUAGGGGCUGAUUUCAACAUUACCUGCCAAGAUUUCCGUUGCGUUUCAUCUGAGAAGGCUGUGCACAGAAUACAUUCACAAACACUGCAUUUUCAGAAAAUACAAAUUUUCUAUGCAUUAUGUGGGUUCAGCAGUGUGUAUACAUGUUUUAUCCUCUGUGUAUAUAUUAAUCUCAUUGCAUAAGAUUGCUGUCUUUAGUUUAGAACUCAAUGUUUCAAGAGGUCUGUCUGGAACAACUAAAUGAGAUGUACCUUACUACGAGGAACAUUUUACCCAGUUCUUGUUUUCUAAAAGAAUCAAUUGUGUUUUGAUUAUUACAAAAAUAAGGGACCUUGAUUAGAAGAAAUAUUAAAAUGAUAUAGCAGAUCUAGCAAAGUAUUUGUGAGAAGCAUAUAAUCCCAUUGGCAUACAGUUGUACUGAAGAAAGCGAGAUUUAUUAAGAAACAAAGCCUCUCCUUUCCUUAUCCUAGAGAUACGGGAACAGGCAGGUUUUUUAAAUCCUGCAGGAGAAAAUACAAGCCAAUAACAAAAAUGUAAACAGAGCCUGCAGGAGCUAAAGCAGUUGCAUGAGGUAACUAAAUGGUAAUGCUUGGUUACUUUGUGUAAAGGAAAGCAAAAAAAGGAAACCCUUACAGUCCUUAUUUUUAUGUAUAUGUAUAUAUAUUUAUAAACACAAACACCUGAGUUCUGAAUUGUAACAGUUUUGUUUCCUGAAAGUUUUUGAGUUUUGUUCAAUUAUUUGUAGCUUUUAAUUAAGAAGGCUUGAUACCUAUAAUAAUUUAAUCUCAUCAAAACCUGCAUAUCAAAUACUUUAUUUAUUAAAAGAAACUUUUUUUCACUGAAUGAAAUAAUUUGCCUACUUAAGAUUUGGUUCUCCUCUGCAUGGGGGAGUGUUAUAAUGCCUGAGAGUAGGGUAUUGCUGUCUGUUUUGCAUCAACAGUAGCAUUUGCAGCUAUCAAUAAACUUGUCUAUAUUUUA
Tyto alba (common barn owl) is the source of this 3026-nucleotide messenger RNA. It is a transcript of the gene OTULINL, whose product is annotated as OTU deubiquitinase with linear linkage specificity like. Gene Ontology annotation, molecular function: cysteine-type deubiquitinase activity. Gene Ontology annotation, cellular component: cytoplasm. Gene Ontology annotation, biological process: protein linear deubiquitination. The record is from RefSeq and is a predicted model, not a curated record. Lineage: Eukaryota; Metazoa; Chordata; Aves; Strigiformes; Tytonidae. Bases 93 to 1205 code for a protein of 370 amino acids. The transcript is spliced from 8 exons.